Molecule: messenger RNA, 2446 nt
Organism: Liolophura sinensis
Lineage: Eukaryota; Metazoa; Mollusca; Polyplacophora; Chitonida; Chitonidae
Product: glutamate receptor U1-like
Exons: 6
Coding region: 41-1447 (468 amino acids)
Biological process (GO): monoatomic ion transport
Cellular component (GO): membrane
Molecular function (GO): signaling receptor activity; ligand-gated monoatomic ion channel activity
Source: RefSeq, a predicted model, not a curated record
AUAAAAUCUUUGCUUCCCCCUAGAGCUUUAUUCGUAGAAGAUGGUGGCUACAUCGAGAUCAUGGCUUUUAAUACUGUGCUUCACAAUCGCUCGACAGAUGGAUUGUGUUCACAGUGCUACAACUACCUACAAAGUUACUACAAUUUUUAAUCGUCCCUUCAUAAUGGAACCAAUCAGGCCAGGGAACACUAAAUAUGAUGGCUUUCUUAUUGAUGUCUUGGAAGAACUGAAAAAGUCUCUGAAUGUUGACUUUGACAUUGACCUAGUGGCAGACGGAAGAUACGGAUCUGUUACAGAGGAAGGCAACUGGACCGGUAUGGUGGGACACCUUGAACGAGGGGAGGCGGACAUCGCUGCAGCGCCCUUACAUUUGACGUCCAUGCGAGCUAAAACAAUAGAAUACACAGUACCAUACAUGUUGGCCGGACCCCAGAUUCUGGUCAAAACCCCUCCAGGACUGACUAUGUCUAAGUUCUUCAUGCUUCUUCAGCCGUUCUCCACUACCGUCUGGAUCACAGCGUUGGUCGGAUAUGUGGUCGUUAGCCUCGCCUUGUACGUAAUUUGGCGCUGGAGUCCGUUCGAGUGGGGAAGCAUUUCAACUGAGCGCGACGUCAGAGAUAGUUUCAGUCUUCAAAACAGUUUUCUCUAUGCCUUUAGCACGAUGCUCUGGCAAGGAUACAGUGUAACUCCGCGCUCAUUUUCUGGAAGAUUUCUCAGCGCCAUCUGGUGGAUAUUCGCCAUGUUCUUCUUGGUUGCCUAUAUAGCCUCUCUCACUGGCAGAUUUAUCAUCAAGGACUCGCUGACCCCGGUCAAAAUCCACACAUUCGAUGACUUGGCGCUUUCCAACAUUAGGUAUGGGGUCAUCAAGGGAGGCAGAACAUAUCAACUUUUUAAGUCGUCUAAGAAUCCCAUCAGGCAGCAGAUGUUUAGACAAAUGGAAGCCAAUCCCGCUGACACGCCAUUGACCAUAGGUGCAGGCAUCCAGAAGGUUCGCCGGUCCAGCGGUGACUACGCUUUUAUCAUGGAAACACCAAUGGCAGAGUACGAGGCAUCGAAGGAGCCGUGCGACUUGUAUGUUACCGGGGAACCCCUCACUGACGAUGCUUACGCUUUUGCCUGCAAGAAGGGUGCAGGGAUUUGCAGUGAACUCAGCCACGCAUUGUUAGCCCUGAAAGAGACGGCGCGCCUUCAUGAUCUGCGCAGGAAAUGGUUUGGAGGAGUUUGCAGUGAAAAGAAUGCUUUAAACACCAAAUCUCCGUUUGUGUCUCCUAAAACAACAUUUACUCUGGAGGAUGCAGCUUUUGCCUUUCUUCUGUUAGGCUUGGGGAUAAUUAUCAGUCUGGUUGCCUUUGGUUUGGAAAUCUUCCUGGACAGAAAAGGCAUUGUGAAGCCUUCCGUGUACAAAGGCGACGAGAUGAGAAUCCACGAGCCCAUCCCGGAGGUGUAAUACUCAUGUCACAGUCAGAAUUGUUAUUGGUGUAGGCGACAGAGCUAGCAACGGGAUCCAGAUCCAUUUGAUUAUAGCUUUAGAUUAGAAUCUGCCCAGUGACAUACCAAAGACUAAAUACGUGUGUUUGCUGUAUAAACAUUGUACCGUAUGUAUAUAUCGUCAUGUGAAAGACGUCUUCUGCGGCUUUGGGCAUCCACAGUUACAGACACACUGACAUUUGAAUACCAGAUGAAUACUGAAUUUGCAUACCUCAAGAACGGACGAAAUCUGUCCAAAGAGGCCUUUUAUAUUCGCAACUUCCAACGAAAUUACUGAAUUGAUCACAUGUUAAGAAACUUCCAGUGGCGUCUUCCGACGAAAACCAAUCCAAAUUUUAAAGUUUUCUAGAUGUUACCUACAAUCCAGUAGUCAAAACAUUUGCAUGAUAUGUUGGCAUAUUGGCUGGAACAUGCAUAUAUGCACAUAUAUACAUAAAACAGCCGUUACCUCAAAGAACAUUUUCCUGUAAGUUAUGCAGCCUGUGUUAUUUCCUUGUUGUUUUUUUUAACUACCAGGUAUGUACAUUGUACUGACUGCAUCUCAUCUUUAAUGGCCUCUGAUUUAUUCUGUAGUCAGAUUACAUAGUAAAUAACAGUGUUACGUUUUCUUCAGCAAACUCGAUGAGCAAUUUCCCAUAUUCCUUCUCGGUCAAUAUCACAUUACUGUAACUCUCAAAUUAUUGUCGAAAUCUACUGAUGAGGUAAACUGUUUAGUCUUUGGAUUUAUGUAAAAGGCUUAUGACCGAUUUAUACAUAAACAAUGGGUGUUUAUGUUUGGUUUUCUACAGCCACAAAAUAUAUGAGUUGCUGUAAAUAGUUUUGAAUUCUCAAACAUGACAUCAACCAAACAAAUAAUCUGUUCAACCUAUGUUAUAUCGCCAUAAAUCUUAAUUUACGGCAUGUGUUUAUGUUUGUAUGUACCACUUCUUUAUUCUUACAACGCCACUGUGAGGUUUGG